Molecule: messenger RNA, 840 nt
Organism: Lampris incognitus (smalleye Pacific opah)
Lineage: Eukaryota; Metazoa; Chordata; Actinopteri; Lampriformes; Lampridae
Exons: 3
Coding region: 1-840 (279 amino acids)
Source: RefSeq, a predicted model, not a curated record
AUGUUCAGGAAGAUUAAUAAUGUGUUUCGUCCGAACCAACAAGGACACAAAGCUGGAGACGGUCGUUAUCGGUCAGAACAGGAUUACCACAACGCGUGCACGGUCAGGUUGGUGCGCAGCACCUCCAUGCUCGUGAUUGGAGAGAAAGCACAGGUAGACCAGGUGAACUCGCCUUUGAAGCGGAGUCAAAGCUCUGUGAGUAUCGAGUCCACCGCGGCCUUGUAUUACUACCAGAGGCAAGAGGACCGCAUAUGGCUCUAUUCUCAAAAUCAGAACUGCCUUGAGUACCUGGAGGAACUCGUGGCUUUGAGACGACAAUACACACGGAGUGUCAACAACCUCACAAGUAACGAGGCCGAGGCCACACUUUCCUCCAGGAAAAAGCCUGCACCCCCGCCACCCACCAAGGACGCACAGAUAUCAAGGGCCAAACCCUCGGCCCCUCCGGUCCCCAGCGAGGAGGACACCUUACAGUUCUUGGAUGCGGUCAUUGCGAGCUGCGACUCCGAGUCUGUUCACAAACCUCACGUAGAUGAUGGACACGCAGACGUAGAUUUCAUUGUGGCCACCAGCUCCAGUGAUCAUGACCUCCACUCCAACUGGGUCCUGCGGGUCCCCCGCCUCACCAAUGGAUCCGGGCAGAAAGCGUUCCAUGAGAGUGCCAAGGACUGCAUCCCGAAGAAGAAAACCAGCGGCGGGUCCACAAGCAGCCGGCUACGGCUGCAGAGGAACCCGAUUCACUUGCCCAAAGUGGUGCAGAGUGCGUUUCAGACGCUGCGCUUUAAGCCCAAGUUAAAAAAGCAGGGACCCAAGACAAAACAUUUUGAACCACCGUCUUAA